CUUGUCGCAUCACAAGAAAGAAAUGGCAGAAGUUGCUCCAGCUCCAGCUCCAGCUGCUGAUCCUGCUCCUGCUGCCAAGAAAGCUUCCAAGUCGAGAAAGGUUGGCCCCAGAGUCAGUGAACUCAUCGUUAAAGCUGUGGCCGCUUCCAAGCAGCGCGGUGGUGUUUCUGCAGCUGGCCUAAGGAAGGCUCUGUCGGCCGGAGGGUACAAUGUGGACAAGAACAAAGCUCGCAUCAAGACCGCGAUCAAGAGCCUUGUGACCAAAGGAAUUCUUGUCCGAACCAAAGGUAUUGGAGCCGCUGGUUCUUUCAAGGUGGGUAAGACAGCUGAAAAGAAGUCCAAGAAGCCCGCAAAGAAAGCCGCUCCUAAAGCAAAGAAGCCCGCCGCCAAGAAACCCGCAGCUGCCAAGAAGCCCAAGAAAGCAGCAGCAGCCGCCAAGAAGCCAGCAGCUGCGAAGAAGUCUCCAAAGAAGGUUAAGAAGCCCGCAGCGGCCAAGAAGGCAGCCAAGAGUCCCAAGAAGGCUGCCAAGAGUCCCAAGAAAGCUGCUAAGAGCCCCAAGAAGGUCGUCAAGAAGGCCCCAGCAGCCAAGAAAGCACCUGCAAAGAAGGCAGUCAAGCCCAAGGUCAAGAAAGCUGCACCCAAGAAGAAAUAAACUGUUACUUUAAAACAUUAAAAUUAAUAAAAGGCUCUUUUAAGAGCCACCACUCCGUCUUAUGAAGAGCUUUUUAUGUUUAUUUUCUUUUUACCUUAAUUAAAGCAAAGUUAUUUAUAAAGAUGGCUUAUUUUAUAUUGUAUGGUGUAGACCCAUAUUUUCUUCCAUUCGUGUUAGUACAGAUUCCAAAAUUCAGAUUCUGGGUUACCAUAGUUUUUAUUUAUUUAUUUAUUUUUUUAUUUAUUUACUUGAAUGAAAUAAUUCUCAUAAACAGUCACUAUUUGAAUUCCAGUUUGUUGUAUUAAAAUACCACUUUAGUUAUGCUACUUUCUUCUUGCUCUCCACUCAGUGAAAUAUUUUUAUUCUUGAUACAUGCUUUUGACCUCUAUUACUUCAUAAUUUUCAUUAAGCUUAUGACGAUUGUCUGUGUAAAGAGGACAAAAAACAACAAAAAAACAAACAAAAAAAAACAAACAAAAAAAAAAAAAAAACAAGAAAAACAUUAAUAGCAUUGUUGCUGUCGGGCAAAAACCUAUGUCCAAAAUUCGUGAUUUUUGUCUUCCUUCAUACUAUUGGUCAUCCUUUAUGUCUGUUUACAAAUAUUUAGCCAAAGAUAUAUGAUGUAAAACACAAUACCAAGUUAGAUGACAUAAUGU
Melanotaenia boesemani (Boeseman's rainbowfish) is the source of this 1308-nucleotide messenger RNA. Its product is annotated as histone H1-like. NCBI's taxonomy places the organism in Eukaryota, Metazoa, Chordata, Actinopteri, Atheriniformes, Melanotaeniidae. Gene Ontology annotation, cellular component: nucleosome. The transcript has a single exon. Gene Ontology annotation, molecular function: structural constituent of chromatin; DNA binding. The coding region runs from base 23 to 652 and encodes 209 amino acids. The record is from RefSeq and is a predicted model, not a curated record. Gene Ontology annotation, biological process: nucleosome assembly.